AGAGGCUCUGUAUUUGGGACACUCCCCUUUCCUUCUCCCCAACUCCCUUGCAUCACCUCACCUGACAAAUGGGCAGGGCUAAUGGUCAUUUUUUGAAGGGUAUCAACCUUCUCUAAAACCCUCCCUCUAGGUGCUCAAAUACACUAAAACCCAUUUCUCCACCAUUAUUUCUUGCACUCUUGGGAUGACAAACCUCCAAAGAAAAUGAUCUCUUUCCUGGGUGUUGUUUAGUUUCUCCCUUGCCCUGUUUUCUUCUUCCUCUGUUCCCCUAGCUCCACAAAAGGCUGUACUGAGUUUGAAGAAGAAGGAAAAGAAAUUUGGUCUUGUUCUUCUGUUUGGAGGAAGAGAUGAGUAAAGAAGACGAUAUCAAGUUCCUCAAGAUACAGACCUGUGUUCUCAAAGUGAACAUACACUGUGAGGGAUGUAAGAAGAAGGUGAAGAAAUUGCUUCAGAAAAUUGAUGGAGUGUACACCACCACCAUAGAUGCAGAGCAAGGGAAGGUGACUGUUUCAGGCAAUGUUGAUCCUUCCACCCUCAUAAAAAAGCUUGGAAAGGCUGGCAAGCAUGCAGAGCUGUUGGCUCCAAAGGGUGGGAGCAACAGCAACAGCAACAACCAAUUCCAGAAGCCACAACCUGAGCAAGGGAAAGGGCAGGCCAAGGACAAUGGAAAGCCCCAGAAGGGUGGAGGUGGUGGUGGGAAUGGUGGAAAAGACCACAAGGGACAGCAAUCACCACCACCACCACCACCACCACCACCGCAGCAGCAGCAACGGCAACAACUACUGCAGCAACAAUUGCAGCAGCUACAGCAGAUGAAAGGAUUCGAAGAUCUAAAGCUGCCUCCAUUGAAGGACCUGAAGCUUCCCUUCCCAAAGGAUCAGAAAUCCGUGAACUUCGCCCCUCUCCCCGAAGACUGUGGCAGCGAUGGCGAUGAUUUCGAUGACUAUGAUGAUGAGGAUCUUGAUGAUAUGGAGGGAUUUGAUGCUGACUUUGAUGAGGAUUUUAAGAACAUCAAGAUUAAGCCCAUGAAUGCACCAACCAAUGGGAAUGGGAUGAAUGAUAAGAAGGGUGGCUGCGGUGGCGGUGGGAAUGCCAAGAAAGGUGGUGGUGGAGGUGGAGAUGCCAUGGUGCAAAACAAGGGAAUGGGUGGUGGCAAUGAGAAGAAGAAUGGCAACGGCAGUGGUGGCGGUGGUGGGAAAAAAGGCGGCGACGGCGGAGGAAAUCAGAGCCAGGGUGCCGGCAAUGCUGGCGGUGGAGCUGCUGCCAAGAAUGGUGGUGGUGGGAAGAAUGGUGGUGGGCCUGGGCAACAGGAUAACAAGAAUGGAGGGAACAAUAAGGCCACUUCCAAUGGCAAAGGCAAUGGCAAUGGUAAUGGUGGGAACAAUAGCAACAAUCCAGCCAGUGGAGGCAAGAAGGAAGGUGGUGGGGGCCAUCCACUGAUGAAUCCCACUAUGAUGGGCCAAGGCUUCCCUGGCAUGGGCUUGGGCCAGAUGGGGAACAUGCAAGCUCUCAUGGGCCAGAUGGGGAGCAUCCCAGCUGCGAUCCAGGGCCUUCCGGCCGGCGGCCCACCACCUGGAUACUUCCAAGGGGGGAUGGUGGUGCCACCGCCACCGCCACUGCCGCCGCAGCAGCUGGAGAUGAUGGCUGCUGCAAACCCAUAUCAGCAGCAGUACAUGGCUGCCAUGAUGCAGCAGCAGCAGCAGCAGCAGAAAAUGAUGAUGAUGAUGAAUGGGCAGGAUCAUCCAUAUCAGCCAAUGAUGGGGUACUCUCGGCCGCCGCCGCCACCACCGCCAAUUUACAACAUGUACCAGCCACCACCCCAGGCCCAGGGUGAGCCAUAUAGCAACUUCUUCAGUGAUGAGAAUCCCAGUAGCUGCUCAACUAUGUGAAUCCAAGUUGUUUGGUGGUUUUGUGGGCUAUGUUGCUCCUCCUCAAUUUCCUUGCCUAUCUCUUUAAAGUUCUCUGGGUGCAGGGAAGAGGCAUAUUAGUACUUCUGCUGCAUAUAGAUGGAAAAUGGGUAAUUUAGUAUUUUUCUCUUUAUUUCCUUUUAAUUUUUCAUGAGGAAAUGCUUUUUUGUCUCAAGUUGAAGUGAGGUCAAAGGCAUAUUUAUAUAUCUAUAUAGGGUUUAAUUAUGAUAUCUUAUCUUUUAGGACUUAGGGGUUGCUUGGUCCCUCUUAUGCUACUGUAAAAUGUGAAUGGAGUAAAAAGUGAAUGUCUUGUGAGGCUAGAUUCUGGAGAGCUUUAAAAAGCUUUCAUUGGAUGUGUCACAAAAAUCGAAGAAUAAUAAUAAUGGAACUGGUAGAAUGUCCUAUCCAUUG
This is a messenger RNA of Elaeis guineensis (African oil palm), 2318 nucleotides long. RefSeq lists its product as uncharacterized. Gene Ontology annotation, molecular function: metal ion binding. The record is from RefSeq and is a predicted model, not a curated record. NCBI's taxonomy places the organism in Eukaryota, Viridiplantae, Streptophyta, Magnoliopsida, Arecales, Arecaceae.